Molecule: messenger RNA, 835 nt
Organism: Colletes gigas
Lineage: Eukaryota; Metazoa; Arthropoda; Insecta; Hymenoptera; Colletidae
Product: peptidyl-prolyl cis-trans isomerase H
Exons: 1
Coding region: 281-835 (184 amino acids)
Biological process (GO): protein peptidyl-prolyl isomerization; protein folding
Cellular component (GO): intracellular membrane-bounded organelle
Molecular function (GO): peptidyl-prolyl cis-trans isomerase activity
Source: RefSeq, a predicted model, not a curated record
CUGACGUGUUGUAUUUUGAAUUGAAACAUAAAGAAUACUUUAUAUAAAUAUAUCACAAUAAUAUAACAAAAACUGAAUUUUAAAUAUAGUUCAUAAGGUGAAAAAGAUAUAUUUUAAAAUAAAGAAGUUUUAACCUCAAUCGUAUAACGCGUGGAUAUCUGUACAAAUUAAAGAGGUUAUGUAGCCAUUGCUUGGCUUUACCGGUCAAAUAAUUCUGAAGAAAACAGUACUGAAAUAAAAUAAAAAACCUUACACGAACUUUUAAUCAAAACGCGCAAAUAUGCCUACAUGGAAUCAAAUUCAAGCUCAACUUCGAAAUCCAAACAAUCCGGUGGUAUUUUUCGACGUGUCUGUGGGUACUACUGAAAUUGGUCGAAUGAUUUUUGAACUUUUCGAAGAUGUCUGUCCAAAAACAUCUGAAAAUUUUCGACAGUUCUGUACAGGAGAGUACAGGAAGGAUGGUGUACCUUUAGGUUUCAAAGGUGCCAUUUUUCACAGAGUUAUUAAAGAUUUCAUGAUUCAAGGUGGGGAUUUUGUAAAUGGUGAUGGUACUGGAGUCAUAAGCAUCUAUGGGGGUGGAACAUUCCCUGAUGAGAAUUUUACAUUGAAACAUGACUCACCUGGAUUAUUAUCUAUGGCUAAUAGUGGUAAAGACACUAAUGGUUGCCAGUUUUUCAUCACGUGUGCAAAGUGUAAUUUCUUAGAUGGUAAACAUGUUGUUUUUGGAAGAGUUAUUGAUGGACUCCUUGUUAUGAGAAAAGUGGAGAAUGUUCCUACAGGACCAAACAAUAAACCAAAAAUUCCUGUGACAAUAUCACAAUGUGGACAAAUGUAA